Molecule: messenger RNA, 1986 nt
Organism: Bicyclus anynana (squinting bush brown)
Lineage: Eukaryota; Metazoa; Arthropoda; Insecta; Lepidoptera; Nymphalidae
Product: glucose dehydrogenase [FAD, quinone]
Exons: 3
Coding region: 100-1926 (608 amino acids)
Molecular function (GO): flavin adenine dinucleotide binding; ecdysone oxidase activity
Source: RefSeq, a predicted model, not a curated record
AGACCUUAAGUAAUAUCAUAAAAUUAUAAUUAAAUAUUUACAUCGAAAUUCCGAAUUCAGUUUCAUCCAUACUUAUUUGAAAAGUAAAGCUCUGCCACCAUGGAAACUCUGCAAGCAAAUAUUACAUCGACAUGUCCAGUUCCAUUUUCUGGUAUAACUGGCGAUUUGUUUCUUCAAGCUGUGACAGCUGUAAUUGCAGCCCAUUGCAGUAUUUUAGACGGUUAUACUUGGCCUCCGGAUAGUGCUAUAAAUGUAAUCGACAAAGGAUCUAAUAUUCAAUACGACUUUAUAAUAGUAGGAGCUGGAACAGCUGGAUCAUUAUUUGCAAGUCAAUUAUCUAAUAUCUAUCCUUCGUGGUCAAUACUACUGAUAGAAGCGGGUGACGACCCUGGUAUUGAUAGUGAGAUUCCUGCAUUUUUAUUUUUAAACCAAAACUCCAGUUACGACUGGUUUUACAAAACAUACCCCGAUGGACAAAGCUGUUUAGGCUUUCGAAACAGGAGUUGUAUAUGGAGUAAAGGAAAAGGACUUGGUGGUUCGAGUUCAAUAAAUGCCAUGAUUUAUCUCAGAGGCCACCCAGAAGACUUUAUGGAUUGGGAAACUUCAGGAAACAAUGGUUGGGGAUACAAAGACUUAAUAAAGUAUUUCGAAAAACAGGAAGAACUGUUUAAUAUCACUGACAGUGCAUUCCCUGGAUACCAAAAUGAAUGGUAUGAUGUAAUUGAUAAGGCAUGGGAAGAAUUAGGCUUUACUGCAAAUAAUUAUAGGAACCAUGAAACGAUAAUUGGAACUAAAAAGGCGCGUAUACUAACGCAAAAUGGAAAACGUAGCAACACAGCUAAAGUAUACUUUAAUAAACUUGGUGAAAACGUUGUUAUCAUGAAAAACACAAAAGUAGAAAAAGUAUUGUUAAAUAAGAAAACUAAACAAGCCUUAGGUGUACACAUACGACACCAAAGCGGCAAAUCAAUGGAUAUAAUAGCUAAAAAAGAAGUGGUGUUAGCCGCUGGUUCCAUUGCAACGCCGCAAUUGCUCCUGUUAUCUGGCAUAGGACCGAGGAAACAUCUUGAACUCUUAAACAUAGAUUGUUUACUAAACCUUCCUGUAGGAAAAAACUUGCAAGACCAUUUGUUUUUUCCUUUAUUUUUUAAAACUAAUAUGAAUAAUGAACUACCUCGUGACCUUAUAAACAUACUUCUAUUGCAGUAUAUGGUAACUAGAACAGGACCUUUCUCAAAUAUUGGGUUAACUGACUAUAUGAGUUUUAUCAACACCAACAACGAUUCCGAUUACCCUGACAUACAAUUUCACCACACAUAUUUUACCAAAAAUGAUAAUUUUGUAUUAAAACCAUACCUCUUUGGUGUUGGUUACAGUGAUGAAAUCGUACAAGCAAUCGAAGCAUUGAAUAAGAAACAAGAUAUGCUGGGUAUUUACCCUACAUUACUAAAGCCAAAAUCAAGAGGUGAAAUUUUGCUUUCUAAAUCUGAUUUAUCAAAACCUAUAAUAAAAACUAAUUAUUUCCAGCAUCCAGACGACUUAGUUACUCUAAUAAAAGCUAUUAAUUUUGUUCAGAAACUUGAGAAAACUUCAUCAUUUAAAGCACUAGGUAUUGAACUACUAAACGUUAAAAUACAAGGCUGUCAUAAUUACUCCUAUACGGACGCUUAUUGGGAGUGUUACAUAAGACACAUGGCUACAACAGUCUACCAUCCAGUCGGAACAACUAAAAUGGGGCCCGAACAAGAUGGUUCUUCUGUAGUUGGUCGUGAUUUGAUAGUUCAUGGCUUACGAAAUCUUAGGAUUGUCGAUGCGAGCAUUAUGCCUAAAAUACCCAGUGCUAAUACUAUGGCUGCAACUUUGGCACUUGCACAAAAGGCUGUUGAUAUUAUUAAGGGUCAAUACGGAAGCAAAGAUGAAUUGUAAGCACAUGUUACUGCAUAUUUGUUAUUUAGAUUAUAUAAAUUAUAUUGGGUCUUUGUGUAA